GGAACAGUGGGUUAACUGCCUGUUCAGGGGCAGAACAAACGAUUUGUACCUUGUCAGCUCAGGGAUUUGAACUUGCAACCUUUUGGUUACUAGUCCAACACUCUAACCACUAGGCUACUCUGCGGUUGCUCAAAUCAGGGCAGUGGUGAGUCUCCAAUGCAGAGGCUGUCAACAGGAUAGAAAGAAUGAGCAUCUUUGAAAGUCCGGUGAAUCACCAGUGGACCCAGCAAUUGUUCAUGUGAAGAAAGUGGACUCUGUCUUUUAUAGUGAUGGUGGUAAAUGGCACGGCGCACGCGGAAAAGAAGUCAAGAAAGAUAGACAUGACAUCAUUGCUUCUGCGGCUGAAACAUUUCUGGGAUUAAAAUAUUUCACAUCUGAAGAGCUACAUGGAGUACUGUGUCGUGUGGUCCUACCCUCUCAAGCCCUAAAGCCUGAGCAGGGUAGUUGAGUUCUCGAAUGACUGAAGGAAUGGGCUAUUUCUUUUUUGUUCGUUUGUGUAGAUUAAUGUUAUUUUUCCCUCCUCGUAAUGGAAUUACUCUUUGGAGAAAUGUUUACCCUCGUCCAGUUGGUGGCGGCAACUCGCCAUUAAAGGAUGUGGUCCGCCAUAAGGCCUCAACGAAGAAGAAGAAGAAGUAGCUAUCCUAUUUCAAAAUAGAACGGUUGACUUGGGCCAUCGCCCCUCCCACACACGCAAAUCAAAAGAGCAGGACUCCACCUAUGGUAAGCCCUCCGGGAAUCCCAACCUAUCACAACCGUGCUUCAUCGCCUCCAACCAAAAACGCCACUCCCUCAUCUGCUUUGGAUAUUCGCUUAGGGUUGUUGACUUGAAAACCGCCUGAAAUUCAGUGGAUAUGUAAUGCUACUCGCCUCAUGACAUGAAUAUGCAUAUGCAUCUUGAAAUAACUCCAAUAUAAAGGUUUUUGUCUCAAAGUUCACGUGUUCUACGUAUGUCAGUGCGCUCAUAACAACUUAAGCAUUGUGAAACUGCUAUCCGAUCAAAUAAACAUCAUGUAGCAAAUAAGCCAUACACAAUUUUGUUGACCAAAUGUGACACUCUCGUUGACCUUGCUUGGUGGGCGAAACAACGAAAAAACGCCACCAGCUGGAGGGAGAAAGAUUUUCUGCGGAGUUGGUUUUCUUGCUUCCUCUCUGGACACUUGAUAUUUGAGAGACGAUUCAGCUUUAAACGGGGUGACGAGAUACAGACCGUGUUGCAACCUGUACGUGAGUAUGAUAGAUAUGCGGAUAUAUGGUACAUUAAUAGUGCUUAGUGUUCAUGUUAUCGCAGGCUGUUCUUGACAUCGCGAAGAAGACCAACCUAGACGUUGGGUUGCAGAUCUACCCAGCCAUUCGUGUAAUGAGGACGAUUUCCUCAACACAACUUUGACUGAGCAUCUAGCUACAGCUCCCAGUGUGCCCUGCUGUGAGUCCCAGUGGGCGUGCGUGGUCCUCCCCUCAGACUGGCAGAGCAGGCUGGCAUAGCGGCACCGGCAGGGGGCCAGUGGGUGACGUUUUCCUCCAGCCUAAGUUGGGGUUGGAAGGGGCAUCGAGAAAGAGUGUCGAGAAGGCAAAGAGGGGUAUCAAGACGACAUCGACAGUAUCGAGGAGAGAUCGAGAGGGUGAAGUCUCUGCCUAGCCUCGUCAGGUGUGUGUGAGGCUCGGAGCAUGGUGAGAGCCUGCGCUGGUUGCCAUGGAGCUACAGGAUAAGAAGCAGGAGGAGGGGGUAGGGACCCUUGGCUUGUCCACUGGUCAGGCUCUGGCGACACUGAGGGACCAGCUCACCACCCUGCUUGCCCAGCACCAGACCACAGGCCGUGGGAAGCAACCGACUGCACAGGAGCAGUGGGUGAAAAGCUUCCUUCACCAUGGCAACCGACACUCCUGUCUCCAUUGGCCAGGAGCUGCCCUUACACUGCUGGUGGUGUUGGGACUUCUCUGUUGUUACGGCGACCAGCCACACGGCAGUUCUGGGAUCGAGUUGGUGAACGCUGCAGCCCUCCUCCUGCUCUUCACGCUGAGCUUCAUGCUGAUUGGUCGACAGCAAAGGCUGAGGAGGACUGAGAUGGUGCACCGGCUCAACAGCAUCAUCAAUCAGCUCAACGACUACCUGUCGGGAUGGGCAGAUUUGGGUAAUGGGGCGAGGUGGUCUCCCUCCCUCUACCCUGACCUGUACACCCCCUCCUCCCCCUCCUGGUCGCUCCACUGGGCCUACCGCGACUCCAAGCUGGUUAACCUGCCUGUGUCCCUACUGGUGGAGGGAGACGUCAUAGCACUACGGCCAGGAAAGGAGGCCUUCGCUUCCCUCCGAGGCAUCAAGGAUGAUGAGCAUAUAGUUCUGGAGCCAGGUGACCUUUUCCCACCUCUCUCCCCUCCUCCCUCCCCCCGGGGGGACCAGAAGAGGGUUCCCCAGAGCCCCCAGCAGCACCGCCUCUUCAGGGUGGUCCGCACCCCCAUCCUCGACAGCGUCAGGAACAGUCUUGACCUGGCUCUGUCUCGACCAAUCACAGCCCUGGAUAAUGAGAGGUUCACAGUGCAGUCGAUCAUGGCCAAGUUCGCCUGCCCUAUAGUACUGGUGGCGUUCUUGGUCGUGAAUACAGUGCGGUAUUUCUGCCACGCCCCCGGACUCACUCCUGGGCGCUUCAACUUCAUCCAGCUGCAGCUGAUGGGAGUGCUGCCCAUCCUUCCCCUGCUGUUUCCUGUCAUGUGGGUGCUGGUCAAUGCCUAUGGAGAGGCUAGUGUCCUGGCUGAGUCCAGCAGAGCUUCUCCUACUGGCCUGCUUGCUAAGUUCUCUGAGGACACUCUAAGCAGCUAUACUGAAGCGGUGUCCUCCCAGGAGAUGCUGCGGUGUGUGUGGAGACACCUGGUGGGCGUGCUGAGGGGAGAAUCCCAGACUCUCUGCUACACCUCCAGCCUGCUACACACACUCGGCUCUGUCACUGUGUUGUGUUGUGUGGACAAACAGGGUGUAUUAUCCUGGCCUAACCCCAGUCCAGAGACCGUGUUGUUCUUCAGUGGUCGCGUGGAGCCGCCUCACAACGACAGUCAGCAAGACCUGCGAGACGACCUGUCUGUCAACUCCUUCUGCCGCAUGGAGACCGACGAUGACCGUGACGAGACCCAGGAGGGGGAGGCUCUGCUGUGUAUGCCAGUGAUGGAUGGGAUGGGGGGCGGGCAUGAGCCCAGUGAGACUUCACAUGACACCGGCCGUUCCGAAGACACAGUUCAGCCUCGGCGGCAGGCGCAGGAGACACGCACCAAACACCCCUCAGGAUCUAAUGUCAGCUUCAGCCACAACACCGAGGGAGGGGAACAGGGCCCUGAACAGGACAUGGUGGGUUGCUGUGACAACGACGCGGAGGACUACGUGUGUGACUACCACCUGGAGAUGCUGAGUCUGUCUCAGGACCAGCAGAACCCGGUGAGUAUCCAGUUCGACGAGCAGGGCUGGCAGUGCCACCUGCCCAGCCUCAAGCCCCUGGGCCUCAACAUCCUGCUCAACCUGUGCAACGCCAGCGUCACCCAGCAGCUCUGUCGCUUCUCCGACCACCUCAGUAACCUGGCGCUGCAGGAAAGCCACGGGGCCGUGCUGCCCGUCCACGUGCCCUGGGGACUGUGUGAGCUGUCCAGGCUUAUAGGGUUCACUCCCGGGGCGAGGGAGCUGUUCAAACAGGAGAACCACCUAGCUCUGUACCAGCUGCCUUGUGGGGAGAAGGCCAAGGAGUCUGUCCCUCGACGCCUACACAACUUCACCAAGAGACAACCUCCCAUCAGCCACCUCAUCUCCCUCUUCAUCAGAGACUCCUCUUCCAAUAACGUCCAGAUGUUGUCUCACGGCUCAGCUGACCUCAUCCUGGAGGCCUGCACUGACGUCUGGGACGGAUCUGACAUCUAUCCCCUCUCUGGCUCCGACAGGAAGAAAGUUCUGGACUUCUACCAGCGUGCCUGUCUGUCGGGCUACUGCUCUGCCUUUGCCUACAAGCCCAUGCAGGUGUCCCUGUCCAACCAGCUCAAUGGGAAAUGUGUGGAGCUAGCCCCCGGACCCAACCUCUUCUCUGGGGUAGAACUGCCCUCCACCACCCCUAUCAAAUACGACUCCCACAGGAACUCCUGGAGCUCUGAUGAGGGUAUAGGAGAAGGUGUGGAGAAGGAUGACUGUGUUCAGGCUCUGAGUGGUCAGAUCUUCAUGGGAAUGGUGUCCUCCCAGUUCCAGGCUCGUCUGGACACCGUCAGGCUCAUAGACGCUCUGGUCACCGCCUGCAUACGCUUCGUCUACUUCUCCAUGGAAGACGAACUACGCAGCAAGGUGUUUGCAGAGAAGAUGGGCCUGGAGACAGGGUGGAACUGUCACAUCUCUCUGACCCCAAACAGGGACAGUCCCUGUGACGGUGCCCCCAACAGCCCAGGCCAGGACUCCCUACAUGAUGACCUGCACCAAGACUCCCGAGAUGAGGCAGAGGGGCCGUUGUUACCAGAGGAGGAGACUGCUGAUGUUCCCAGCUUCCUGGAGGACUGCAACAGAGCGAAGCUACCUCGUGGUAUCCACCAGGUUCGUCCUCACCUGAAGAACAUUGACAACGUGCCUCUGCUGGUGCCUCUCUUCACCGACUGUACCCCAGAGACUAUGUGUGAGAUGAUAAAGAUCAUGCAGGAGAACAGAGAGGUGACGUGCUGCCUGGGGAGCUCUGCCAACUUCCGCAACAGCUGCCUCUUCCUACAGAGCGACCUCAGCAUCGCCCUGGACCCCCUGUACCCGUCGCGGUGUUCGUGGGAGACGUUCGGCUACGCGACAGGAGCAGGCCUGAACGGGGAGGUGGAGGGUCUGUCUCCCCUCAGUCUCUCUGGUCAACUCAACACCCUGGCCUGUUCUGUCACCUUCCACCAGGGGGAGUCGGUCAGCAUGGUCAAACUCAUAGAACAGGCGCGUCACACUACGUACGGCAUCCGCAAAAGCUUCCUGUUCCUAUUGCAGUGUCAGCUGACCCUGGUCCUCAUCCAGUUUCUGGCCUGCCUCGCCCAGCUCCCACCUCCCAUGAACAUCACUGAUAUCCUCUGGCUGUCCUGCUUCAGCUGUCCACUGCUCAGUGUGUCGUUCUUAGGAAAGCCACCAGAAAGUUCUGUGAUGAACGUGGCCACGGGGAAGAACCAAGAUGCCAUCCCCAGAAAGACGCAGAACUACUUCCUGGGUUGUUUCCUUUUGAGGUUUGGCCUGACUGUGUGUGCCUACCUCCUGGGCUUUGGCUUCACGCUGCACGAGGUCUGCCUGAGGGCCAACAACCUGACCAUGGCAGAGAACACCACCAUCAGCUGUAGUGAUAUCCUCAGGGUCAGUUCGGCUCAGGACGCUCCCCAUUGGUUCAGGGAGCUGUCCAACGGCCUGCUGCUCACUCAGAAAGUCAUGGCUGGAUUCCUGGCCCUGCACACAGUGGUCAUCUCUCUGAGCUAUGUCCAUCGCUCUCAGCCGCUGUGGAAGAAGAACCCCUUCAGCAACACCUGGUGGUGCCUCACUGUCCCCGUUGUUCUGCUGGGUCAGUUGGUGCAGGCCACUGUGGACUACCAGCUGUGGCAGGACCGGUUGGCACAUUUGACCUUUGACCUGAAGGACAUCCCCAUGCUGGCCUGGCUACUUGUCUCCCUGUCCUCCCUGGUGGUGGUGCUGCUCAAUGAGGCUGUCAAACUACACGAGAUACGGGUGAGGGUUCGCUACCAGAAGAGACAGAAGCUACAGUUUGAGACCAAACUAGGGAUGAACUCUCCCUUCUGAUUGGCUCAGACAAUGAACAGAGGGGCGUGGCAAUACAUGCCACCAAUCAGCCCUCGAAGUUGGUUCUAACUGCUGACACUGGGUCAGAUCGUUUCUCAUCCCUCUUGUUUGUUAGGAUUGGAGAAAGGGUAACAUGAUCCUAGAUCUGUGGUUGAGGGGAACUUCUACCUCAAGCUCAUAAUCGCACUCCUCCUCAGUGCCCAUUGACCUAAACCCAGGAGCACUCAACCCACCUCAGCCCGAAAGCACUGGCUCCUAGCAGGUAGCGCUAACCUCAACCAAACUGCUACACAUGCUGGGUGGUUUAUCACUGCGAUAAUCCAAUCUUUUUUUGGGGUGGGGGGGAUCCUUGUUUAAAUUGUAUUAUGGUAUAAUUGUUUUGUUUUUUAUAAAAGAAAGAUCCCUAAAGCAUUUUUAUUUUUUACUUUUAAAAGAAAGGCAAACAAAAACGGAAGUAUUUAUAAUAUUGUGGAACGUUAUUGAAGGCCUGGGGAAUGAUUUACUGUAGUUCCUGCUUAGGGAUGGGGGGUACGCUCUCCCACGGUCACUGUUCUAUGAUAUUGUCUCUCACUGUAUCACAUAGGGGUUAUCACACUUCAGCAUGUUCCUCCUUUCUUUUGCCCCAAUACCAGAUGGGGUUUCCCCCAGGAUUUUUUUCAGCAGCGGUGGCUUAGUAAACGUGGGGGGCUAGUUGGCGUGGCCAAUGGUGUGGAUUUAGAGGCCCUCCUCUUGGCCGCAGAGGCAACAUUUUGCGGUUUUAAUGCAAAUGUCCUGCAAUUUUUGCCAUGCGGCGGAGAGAACAUUUUACAGUUUUAAAGAUAAUUUCCUAUGGCUCAUGCCAUGUUCUUACGCUAUCUGAGUGACUCAGAUAACUAUAACAAAAUCAAAGCCAUGACAUUUUGGGAAUUUUAUAUUCUAGUUUUAUUUUGGUGAUUGUUAGUCCUCAAAGAUGAUCCAAGUAAAAACAAAUAUUGCUCCUUUAUCUUUUCUACAUACAUUAUAUAUGGUUUUAAUCGUUUAAGUUUACACUGACAAUAUUUUAUCAUCCCAAAAAGGAUGAUACACUACCGUUCAAAAGUUUGGGGUCACUUAGAAAUGUCCUUGUUUUUGAAAGAAAAGCAAAAAAACAUUGUCCAUUUAAAAAAACAUCAAAUUGAUCAGAAAUACAGUGUAG
This is a messenger RNA of Oncorhynchus gorbuscha (pink salmon), 6935 nucleotides long. Its product is annotated as transmembrane protein 94-like. Gene Ontology annotation, molecular function: nucleotide binding. The coding region runs from base 1691 to 5761 and encodes 1356 amino acids. The transcript has 30 exons. Lineage: Eukaryota; Metazoa; Chordata; Actinopteri; Salmoniformes; Salmonidae. The record is from RefSeq and is a predicted model, not a curated record.